CACCAUGUUAAUCCUUGCUGGGUCAAAUUUCUAUCAGGUGGAGAGCGGCACAACUGCACUGUCGUUCAUCAUGAAAAUGCUCAAUACCCGUGCAUCAUCCACCAAUCAGUCCACCAAAUUGUCUGUUGCAGCUGCUGAAUUACAAGACAAGUUAAGAUCUCCCGACAGUCUACUCCCGUCCGUACCCACGCCAGAGCCACCUCCUAAUGUGGAGCUACCCGUUCUACCGAAGACACUUCUCUUAAGUGCGACGCUUGGUUCCCCAACUCCUGUUUCCGCAUCACACGCUUCCUCAUCCCAAACCACUUAUACGAACCCUUUGGAUGCUUCGGAUGAUUUGCCCUCAGUGGAUAGUUUACGUCGGCUCCACGAUCUGGUUGCCGCCCACCACGCACGUCUUUCAGUCAGUGUAACAAGAUUGGUCCGAAAUUGGCUUGUCCGGGCCGGGCUAAAACAAGUGGCACUGGUUUCUCCCUGUCAGUGGAUCAAUAUCCGAGCGGGUUCUGUAACCGUGUCGUUCACUUGGCCAAUGAGCACCCAUACAAUUAAACCGAAUGUCAGCAAAUCGUGGCUCCAAUCGGUUGCUCCCAUUCUCCUCUUAGUUCAUGGGCGUGUCGUUCCACCGGCAUGUUACGAAACUUGGAUGGAUGACGAAGGCCCUUGUCUCGUGGAGAGGGUUUGUUUGGAUCAAGUAACGGUGCAAAAACCGCUUGGUCGUACAUUAUUUGCUACCACUCUAUUUCCACUACAUUGGAAUGCUCAUGUGGGACGCGAACAUCAUGUGACCAUCCAUUUUCGACAACCUUCACGCUCCUCACCAAAUUUGUUUUCCCGACCUACCUGUGUUGCUGUCAUGAUCAUUGCUGUGACUCAGGGCACACAUGAACUGACGGGAGCUGCAAGCGGAGGGACCCGUGGGGCACGCGGCCUAACUUUCUCCUCUGUCGCACACCACAAUCAGAAUCGAUCCCCUUAUUCAAACCGAUCUUCCAUUAGCUCACCUCAGUUCACGGCCUCUCGGAGGUGAGAUUCUUCACACCAACUGGCUUUGCCACUACCUCAGGCCCCCUACAAAACCCACCUUUUGUCAUGGCUUGUGGAUAUCCAAUCCUGCCACUAAUACUUCUGUGAUCCGAUGCCACAGCAGGUUCUGUCGCACUUCACAUUUUGUUAUGUCAGCUGAUGCCUUGUUCUUUCUGUACAGCUACGAGUCUUUAUCUCACCGCACUCGUGCAUGUAACUACGUCAUUAUUCAUUUACUGCCACCUCUUUAUGGCUAGUCCCUCUGUAUAUUUACGUGGACUAUUGCAUCCUAUGGCUUUCGUAUAAAAAGCAUAAUUUUUGGGUAAUUUAAUAGUCCCUGUGAUCACUUAGCCGCCUUUUUGAAUGCCAGCCUGUGCUGAAUUGUAGUUAUCGUUAUCACUUGUGCCCCUGACCUGCAUGCCAGGGUCGGCUGCUUGAAAGGCGAUGGGCUGGUUGUACAUUUAUUAUCUUGUUAGAAUGGACCCACAUUGUGUUAUUCUUUCUGUUUAUAUUGUUGUGAGUUUAACCUUGGCGACGACUGAUUUAUCGAGACAUCGUUUUUCUCUCGGUUGUUCGUGAUUGUCCCAACACUCCGGGGCUACUUGUUCGCCUUUAAUUUUCUGUGAAUUACCUCUCCACUUAUAACCAUAUAUUAUCAGUUAUUU
Messenger RNA from Opisthorchis viverrini, 1688 nucleotides. RefSeq lists its product as hypothetical. The record is from RefSeq and is a predicted model, not a curated record. Lineage: Eukaryota; Metazoa; Platyhelminthes; Trematoda; Opisthorchiida; Opisthorchiidae. The coding region runs from base 5 to 1027 and encodes 340 amino acids. The transcript is spliced from 2 exons.